This is a messenger RNA of Melampsora larici-populina 98AG31, 1434 nucleotides long. RefSeq lists its product as uncharacterized. The record is from RefSeq and is a predicted model, not a curated record. Gene Ontology annotation, molecular function: peptidyl-prolyl cis-trans isomerase activity; protein tyrosine phosphatase activator activity. The transcript is spliced from 8 exons. Gene Ontology annotation, biological process: mitotic spindle organization. NCBI's taxonomy places the organism in Eukaryota, Fungi, Basidiomycota, Pucciniomycetes, Pucciniales, Melampsoraceae. Gene Ontology annotation, cellular component: nucleus; protein phosphatase type 2A complex; cytoplasm. Bases 53 to 1192 code for a protein of 379 amino acids.
GCUAUUCUCAAUUCUUAAUCUCCUACAAACACAAACAAAGCAAAACCUCAAAAUGGAAAACGGUUCAGAGAAAUCAAACUUAACUCAAGAAAUAGAAACCCUUUCAAAAGUGAUCAUCUCGAAUGCUCAUCUCGAUACAUUCGUCUCAUCAGAAACUCAUUCUCAAGUGGUCGAUUUUAUUGUGGAAUUAAAUGAUUCGGUUCAUGGUUUACCACUUAAUCAACCUCUUCAACUUUCAACAAACGUUCAAGCCGCUCUUGACCUACUCGAAAACAUAAAACAAAUAGCAAUCCAACAUCCACCUCUCGAUAACAAACUUUCACGAUUCGGGAACCCAGCCUUCAGAAAUUUUUACGACCAACUUGUUCAGGAAGUAAAUCACCUUCAAUCAUGGAUACCUAUAUCCGAAUCACUUUUAAAAGAAACUUCUUCUUACCUUAUCGAAUCAUGGGGAAAUCGUACUCGUAUUGAUUAUGGAAGUGGAAUGGAAUUAAACUUUUUAUGUUGGAUGCUUUGUUUGAGUAAACUCAAAGUGUUUUCAAAGGAAGAUUAUCCUGCUUUGGUCCUGAAAGUCUUUUGGAAGUAUAUCGAGGUCAUGCGUUUCUUGCAAUCCACUUACUGGUUAGAGCCAGCUGGCUCGCAUGGGGUAUGGGGACUUGAUGAUUAUCAUUUCUUACCUUUCUUGUUCGGAUCAAGUCAAUUAAGAGGUCAUAAAUACAUCAAACCCAAAUCUAUACAUGAUCCUGAUGUAUUGGAAGGAUAUAGUGAUCAGUACAUGUACCUGGCUUGCAUCCAAUUCAUUAACUCGAUCAAGACAGCCAGUUUACGUUGGCAUUCACCUAUGUUGGAUGAUAUUUCGGGUGUAAAAACAUGGGACAAGGUCAAUUCAGGAAUGAUUAAGAUGUAUAAAGCAGAAGUACUUGGAAAACUACCGGUAGCACAACACUUUCUGUUUGGAAGUUUACUACCAUUCCCACAUGAAGAAGUCAGCGAAGAAGCCAAAACUCCGGAUGAAUUUGAUUCGAAUGAUAAGUUGAUUAUAGAUCAUGAUGGACAUUUACAUAUCAAAGGACAACAAGGAUGGGGAGAGUGUUGUGGGAUACCGAUUCCUAGUAGUUUUGCGGCUGUUCAAGAUGAACAAAAACGAAGGAUGGGAUCGAACCCUAGUAUUAAACGAAUCCCGUUUGAUUGAAGUUGAUGGGGAUUGAAGUCUAGGAUUUUGAGUUGAUUUGGAUGAAUUUAGAUCUUAUGUUUAAGUAAUUGGGAGAAAUUUUAAACUUCUUUUUAGUGUAAUUUUAUUUUGUUUUGGUAUAAUUGAAAAAUACAAUCACUUGCAGAUGAAGCAAGAUUAUGAUUUCGAUUUUGAGAUUAUCAUCUUGUUGAAAAUUUAUUCUUCCAUUUAAAGAAUUAAUCAGAUCAAUCUGAAUCAACGUC